GUCUGGAGGGCAAAAACCCUAGAACCCCGCCUCCCACUCUGACGACGAAACCCUCAUCCUUCUACUGAUCUCCAUGGAAGAAGCAGCGGCGUCGCCUCCUCCAGCGACGGCCCCGGUCCAACAAUCGCCGGCCACUCCUUGGAGCGUGGUUUUGCAGAAGAAACCGGCCGCCGAGCCCCGGGAGGCGAUAUCGAGCCGAGUGUUUGGGAGCUUCAACUCGAGCAAGGGGAUUUCGGUGGCAGUGGUGGAUGCCAACGCCAUAAUCCAUGGAGACAGGCUCGUCAGCAGCGCCGACAAGUUUGUGUCGGUGAGGGAGGUCUUGGAUGAGGUGCGGGAUCCAUCGUCGCGCCAUAGGUUAUCCUUCUUGCCUUUUCCUAUCGAGACGAUGGAGCCCUCGCCCGAAUUCAUCAAGAAAGUUGUCAAAUUUGCUAGGGAAACUGGAGACUUGCAGACCCUUUCGGAUGUCGAUAUUAAACUUAUUGCUCUGACAUAUAUGUUAGAAGCUCAGAUCCAUGGGACCAGUCAUCUAAGAGAGAGUCUUCCUCCGCUCCACGUAGUAAAUGUGAAACAUCUUCCCGAGGCUGAAAUGCCUGGUUGGGGUUCCAAUGUGCCUAACCUGGCAGAAUGGGAAGCUCUUGAGCAAAUAGCGGAGGGUGGCUCUAAUCAUGCAUCUCGUAUACUUCCAUUGAAGGAUUUGGACGAUAAUGUUAUCCCAAUGUGUGGAUCUGGUACUAAGGCUGAGGCACAAGAUGAUGCACAUCAGUCUUUUGGUAGACGUAGAAGGUUUGUUUUCCCAAAGAAAGAAAUUAAACUUGAAGGUAAAAAGAUGGUUGCAGAUGGAAUUGAUGCUUCUCUUGGAGAAGAUACUGAAAAUGCUGAUGAUUGGAGGCCUGCUGUUAGCCGAAGCACGCACAGAAGAUAUUUAAGAAGGAAAGCAAGGCGUGAAUUGGCUAAGGCAGCAGAGGAAAAUGGUCAUUCAUCUGGUGAGGCAAGCCUGGGUGCUGCAACAACUGGAGGUGAUGAGGUAUGCUCUGAUGGUGAGGCAGAAUGUACCGAUUUUAUUGAUCAUAAAAGUUCUGAGGAAACACAUAUUGAAAAUGAACUUUCUGAAAAUGAUGAAUUAAAGUUGGGGAAAUCUGAAGAAUCUGAUUUUUCCACUGUACAAGAGCAUAUGAUGUUGGAAUUUAAUGCUUACAAGCCUUCACAAGAAGAAAAAGAAGAUGACAUCCCUAGUGCUGAUAUAGAAUCUGAUCACCCUGCAGUUAGCAAAUGCAGUUCUGGUGAUGUGGCUGCUGCUGCAGGAGGAGAUAAAAUUGGUGAUGUGACUACUGCCGCAGAAGGAGACAAAAUUGAUAUGUGCACAAAAGAUUUGGAUAAUUUAGAAAUAACAAGUGUGACUGAUGGAAGUGUUGAUACAUCUUAUAUAGAUGAUGGCAGCAGCGAGCAGAGUUGGAUGCUCAGGCCCUUAUCGGACUCAACUGUGGCCUGUGUUACUGGUGAUUAUGCCAUGCAAAAUGUUAUUCUGCAAAUUGGUCUCCGGCUAUUAGCACCAGGAGGGAUGCAUAUCCGUCAGUUGCAUAGGUGGGUUUUAAAAUGUCAUGCUUGCAAUAAGGUGACUCAGGAAAUUGGGAGGAUAUUUUGUCCAAAAUGUGGCAAUGGUGGCACCUUACGUAAAGUGUCAGUGACAGUUGGUGAGAAUGGGAUCCUUAUGGCUGCACGUCGGCCACGUAUCAUCCUUCGGGGUACAAAGUUUUCAAUUCCCUCACCUCAAGGUGGUAGAGAAGCCAUAACUAAAAACCCCAUCUUACGGGAAGAUCAGCUACCACUCAAACUUCUGUACCCUAAAUCAAAGAAGAAACCAGCCAAGCAGGACCAAGAAUUCUUGAGUGUGGAUGACAUAUUUUCUCACGCAGGCGGCAAGAGAGCUCCACUGAAGCCUCCGGUGAGGAAAGCACUUGCUGUCUUCAGUGGAAAACGAAAUCCUAACGAUAAUCAUUUUUCUCGUCAUAAACAUUAAGAACUACCUCUUAAAUCCUAGUAGCUGGAUGUUUUUAUCCUCGGAGAGUUUUGGUGAAAGUAGAAUGCUUUUGAUACUGUGACACCAUUAUUUCCACUUACCUGCUAAUAUGUUUGAUUCCGACGGCAUAUUAAUCAAAGCUUGAGAAGCUUAUCGGAGUGUCAUGAUUUAUGUAAUUUUAUGUGGAACAUCAUUGCUUUCUAGAUGGAUGGUCCAUCCUUGCCGGCUUGAGCUGGAGUGUAAACUAGCAUCUUGUGUCUGGUCAUCCAAGUCUGCCUUUAUAAAGCCAUUUGAACUUCUGUUUGUUUU
Phoenix dactylifera (date palm) is the source of this 2326-nucleotide messenger RNA. Its product is annotated as RNA-binding NOB1-like protein. Gene Ontology annotation, molecular function: RNA endonuclease activity. Gene Ontology annotation, cellular component: preribosome, small subunit precursor. NCBI's taxonomy places the organism in Eukaryota, Viridiplantae, Streptophyta, Magnoliopsida, Arecales, Arecaceae. Gene Ontology annotation, biological process: maturation of SSU-rRNA. The record is from RefSeq and is a predicted model, not a curated record.